GAUGGUGAUGAGGAAAAUCCUGACAUGUUUUGGUUUUAAGUUCAUUUGAUCUGUUCCUGUCUUUAUGAUGCUUGUGGCCUCUGAUGGGACCAACCUGGUGAAAUGAUGAUGAAGAAGAACUCCACUCAGGUUCCAUAUUUCACUCUAGCUGCCUAUCUGGACAGCGGAGACAUGAAGUUCUUGUACUUCCUGGUUCUUCUGACUGUGUAUGUGCUGAUCGUUGGGGCCAACGUGUUCCUGAUCGUGGUGAUCUGCAUGAACAGGAGCCUUCAUGAGCCCAUGUACAUGUUCCUGCUCAGCCUGUUUGUCAAUGAGCUGUAUGGUAGUACAGGCUUGUUUCCAUUCCUGCUGGUCCAGAUCCUCUCUGACCUCCACACUGUUCCUGCUCCUCUCUGCUUCCUGCAGAUCUUCAUCGUUUAUUCGUACGGAGGGGUUGAGUAUCUGAGUUUAGCCGUCAUGUCUUACGACCGCUACGUGGCCGUCUGCUGUCCUCUGCACUAUAAAUCUCUGAUGACGGCUGAUAGAACGGCCGCGCUGAUCGUCCUGACGUGGUCGUAUCCUCUGGUUUUAAUCACAGUCAUGGUUUGUAUGACCUCGUCUCUGCAGCUCUGUGGAAACGUCAUUAAUAAGGUCUACUGUGAUAACUACUCAGUGGUGAAGCUGUCCUGCUCUGACGCUUUCGUCAACAACAUCUACGGACUCAUCACCACGUUCUGCACCAUCAUUUUCCCUUUAGUCCUGAUCAUCUUCACCUACGUAAAGAUCUUCAGAGUGUGUCUACACGGCAGCAAACAGACCCGACAGAAGGCCGUCAGCACCUGCACGCCUCACCUGGCCGUCCUCCUCAACUUCUCCUUCGGGGCGUGCUUCGAGACGCUGCAGAGCAGGUUUGACAUGAGCAGAGUUCCCGCCGUGCUGCGGAUCUUCCUGUCGCUGUACUCGGUGGCCAGCCUGCCGCUCUUCAACCCUCUGAUGUACGGACUCAACGUGUCCAAGAUCCGCCUCGGGGCUCGCAGUCUCAUCUCCACCAUGUUCUCUGAGGGUCGGCAGAAGAUUCAGGCUUUACAGAGCCUCUUUAGAACUCACAGAAAACGUUAG
Messenger RNA from Acanthochromis polyacanthus (spiny chromis), 1098 nucleotides. RefSeq names its product olfactory receptor 10A6-like. The record is from RefSeq and is a predicted model, not a curated record. Gene Ontology annotation, cellular component: membrane. Gene Ontology annotation, molecular function: olfactory receptor activity; G protein-coupled receptor activity. Gene Ontology annotation, biological process: G protein-coupled receptor signaling pathway. The transcript has a single exon. Bases 103 to 1098 code for a protein of 331 amino acids. Lineage: Eukaryota; Metazoa; Chordata; Actinopteri; Pomacentridae.